UCACAUUGCACGCAUCCAUAGCAGAGCAGACAGAGAGAGAGAGAGAGAGAGAGAGGAGGAUGAAGCUGCAGCUGCGGGUGUAUGCGAAAACGAGGUCCUUCAGGCCAUCGACGAUUCCCCGCCAUUUAGAGUUAUCUCAAGGGCAUUUUUGUUCUUUCAGAUAAGGGGAUGAACUUUGGUUUGCUGCAACGGCCGAUGGACUGGUAGAAGUUGAAAAGAAACGGUAUCUGCAGGAGCACCGAACCCAAGAUACAGAUGAUGAUACUUGCCGUUCGAGCGGCGGUCUUCUAAAGCGGAGGGAGCGGCUCUUCUGACACCGCCGGCGUGGCGGCGGUUUCCGACAAUCCUCUUCUCAAGUGGCCGCCUUCUCGGCAAGACGGUGAAGGCGGCCGCAUCGGGCUGAAGGAGGAAUGGGCCUUGGAAUUUCAGCCGAUGGCGACAUCGUUGGAGAUCGGAGGCGAGAAAUGCGGCGGGCUUGGGAUGGAGGACUUGGAGAGUAUGCUGUCGGUGUCUGUGGCGUCGCCGCCAGGCGACGAGCAGUCGUUCUUUCAGUGGUUCGAUAUGGACGGCAGUGGGGCUUCGAUGAAGCAGCUGCUGCUGAGUGGGUGUGGUUCGUCUGCUGAGUUCAAUGGCGGGGCUGCUGGUUUCGGGCCUGCCGAUCUGGGUUUUGGGUUUGAAUCUGUUUCGACGCCGGCAAAUGCGAAUGCCGUCAAUCCUCCAUUAGCUGCUGCUGAGUUUCCUCUCAGCAGCAGUAGACUGGUUUCUCUUCCAAACCCAAUUACGUUUCCUAAUUUUAGAGGGUCUUGCUUUGGCAGCAGCAACAACAGUAGCAGUACUCCUCCAAACCCUAUCUCUUCUCCUUCAGCUAGUAAUCUCCUUCUCCCUCUUUCUACUCCACCUGGCGCAUGUUAUCAUCAUCAGCAGCAGCAGUUUGAACCCAUUGACGAAAAGCCGCAGCUUUUCAACACCCAACAUCUCAUAAACCAGCAACAAGCACAACCUACUCAACAACCAUCUUUCUUCCUACCCUUAUCCUACGCCCAACAGGAGCGGCAACACCUCCUCCUCCCUCCUCAGCUCAAACGCCAACGGCCCAACAUUGUCGAUCCCAGCUGUCCGAUCUUGAAAGCCCCAUUCUCUGAUUCAAGCCAUGAGCUUUUUGUCCGACUACAGCAGCAGCAGCAGCAGCAGCAGAGCUUUUCUAAUCUGCAUCUCCUUCCUCAGCAACUCCAGCAAAGGCCUGCUGAGCCGAAAUUGGAGUGCAGCUCCGGCGAUGCAACGAAUCAGCAACAGCAGCUGCAGGCAUCAAUCAACCAGCUCUUCAAGGCCGCCGAGCUGGUCGAGGCCGGGAAUUCUGUACUCGCGCGAGGGAUAUUGGCGCGGCUCAAUCAGCAGCUCUCCCCCAUUGGAAAGCCCCUCCUACGGGCGGCUUUCUACUUCAGGGAAGCGCUGCAACUGCUCCUCAAUACCACCGCCACUGCCCCUUCUUCUCCCCUCCUGUUAACUCCUUUAGAUGCCGUCUUCAAGAUCAGUGCCUACAAGGCCUUCUCUGAGAUCUCGCCGGUCCUCCAAUUCGCCCAUUUCACAUCCAACCAGGCCUUCCUGGAAGCUCUUGAUGGGAAUGACCAUAUCCACAUCAUCGAUUUUGAUAUCGGCCUCGGUGGCCAAUGGGCCUCUUUCAUGCAGGAGCUUGCUUUGAGGCUCAGCGGCACCCCGUCGCUGAAAAUCACUGCCUUUGCCUCCCCAUCUUCUCAUGACCCCCUCGAGUUCAGUCUCACCCAGGAGAACCUCUCCCACUUUGCUCGUGACCUUGGCAUCCCGUUUGAAUUCAAUUUCAUCAACCUCGAAUCCGUUGACCUACCGGUGAUACUCAGCCCGUCGGGACACGAGGCGGUCGCUGUGAGCUUCCCCAUCAAUGGCUCUAUGAACCUGUCUGCCCCGGUACUCCUCCAUCUUGUGAAACAGCUUGCCCCCAAAAUCAUCCUCGCCGUCGAUCAUGGGGGUGACCAGAGCGAACGCCCCUUCUCCUGCCAUUUCCUCCACGCCCUCCAAUCCUAUGCAGCCUUGCUAGAAUCGCUUGAUGCCACUAAUGUGAACUCCAAUGCGGUGCAGAAGAUAGAGAGGUAUCUACUCCGCCCAAGAAUCGAAAGCACAGUCCUGGGACGGCACCGGGCGGGCGAUAAGAUGCAUCCAUGGAGGCCACUUUUCGCAUCAACGGGAUUUUCACCUGUACGCUUCAGUAAUUUUACAGAGAGCCAAGCGGAAUGCCUAGUAAAAAGGGUACAGUUGAAGGGAUUUCAUGUAGAGAAGCGCCAGGCAUCGCUCUGCCUCUGUUGGCAGCAUAGGGAGCUCGUCUCAGUGUCGGCAUGGAGGUGCUGAGUAGUGGCAUUUUCACGGGCACGUCGCUACGCAGUUCCCCACUUGAAGGUGACACACAACUUACCAGACUCUCUGCCUUUAUCUUAAUAAAAUCUGAAACUUUUCAUGGGUGUUCUUCGGUGUUGGCGUCUGUUCUCCGUCUUCCCUGCAUUUUCAUUGCCUGUAGUUCUCUCUCUGCUAAUUGCCAUGUUGAAGUUAUGAUCAUUUGAGAAACUGGAAAUUUUGGUACAGUUCUCUUUAUAUUGAACAUGGGUAUUUAGUAUUGUGGGGCUUUUCUGUUUUUGCAUCUGUUCUAGGUGGUGGUCGAUUGUAAAUGUAUAAUUGAAACAAGGGUAAGAAAAUCAACCUUGAAAUCUUGUUGAGAUUGUGGGUGGUAAUGCUUAUGAUUCCAUCCAAUGCAAUUUCAGUUUGAUUAGUGAAUGGCAGUUAUAUUCAAUAUGCA
Magnolia sinica is the source of this 2821-nucleotide messenger RNA. Its product is annotated as scarecrow-like protein 6. Gene Ontology annotation, biological process: regulation of DNA-templated transcription. Lineage: Eukaryota; Viridiplantae; Streptophyta; Magnoliopsida; Magnoliales; Magnoliaceae. Gene Ontology annotation, cellular component: nucleus. Gene Ontology annotation, molecular function: sequence-specific DNA binding; DNA-binding transcription factor activity. The record is from RefSeq and is a predicted model, not a curated record. The coding region runs from base 433 to 2379 and encodes 648 amino acids. The transcript has 2 exons.